Messenger RNA from Peronospora matthiolae, 567 nucleotides. The record is from the annotation of a GenBank genome assembly. NCBI's taxonomy places the organism in Eukaryota, Oomycota, Peronosporomycetes, Peronosporales, Peronosporaceae.
AUGGUUGGCCUAGGGCCGAGUGAUCAAGGAUGUGAUUCCUUUGAUGUGUGUAUGGUGGCACGUGAAACUACACCGAGUGCGGUCGGCCGUGAGAGUACCGCACUGAUUGUCGGUAAUGACAUUUUUGGCCAUAUGCCAUUUAGUGUGGGCGGCCAUGAAGGCACCACGCUUAACGCCGGUAAUGGCGUUGUUGGCGAUUCGCCAUAUGGUGUGGGCGGCCGUGAAGGCACCACGCUUAACGUCGGUAAUGGCGUUGUUGGCGAUUCGCCAUAUGGUGUGGGCGGCCGUGAGGGCACCACGCUUAACGCCGGUAAUGGCGUUGUUGGCGAUGCGCCGUAUAGUGUGGACGGCCGUGAGGGCACCACACCUAAUGUCGGUAAUGACCUUAUUGGCGAGGUGCCGCUAAAUUUGAUGCUAGGCCCGCAUAAUACACGUGGAGUGGCACGUUUCAAUCCACUGGGUGAAGUGUUCGAGUUAUGCAACACUUCACCGAAUGUCGGUCAAGACAAAAGCUCUCGUGUAGAGCGUCUCGAAGAGACGAUCGAGACACCGGGUAGCUACUUUUAA